UCCUCCUCCGCGCCGGCAGGGGGCGGUGCGGCGCCGGCGGGCGGCCAUCAUGGCGGUGCUGCUGGAGACCACGGUGGGCGACCUGGUCAUCGACCUGUACACGGAGGAGCGGCCCCGCGCUUGUCUGAAUUUUCUGAAGCUCUGCAAAGUCAAGUACUACAACUAUUGUCUUAUUUAUAAUGUACAAAGGGAUUUUAUUAUACAAACUGGUGACCCCAUGGGAACUGGCCGUGGAGGGGAAUCCAUAUUUUGUCAACUGUACGGUGAUCAAGCUAGAUUUUUUGAGGCAGAAAAAGUGCCAAGAAUUAAGCACAAGAAGAAGGGAACUGUGUCAAUGGUGAACAAUGGCAGUGAUCAGCAUGGAUCACAGUUUCUUAUUACUACAGGGGAAAACUUGGAUUACCUUGACGGUGUGCAUACAGUAUUUGGAGAAGUGACGGAAGGCAUGGAUGUACUGAAGACAAUUAAUGAAACCUUUGUAGAUAAGGAUUUUAUUCCGUAUCAAGAUAUCAGGAUAAAUCAUACAGUAAUUUUAGAUGAUCCAUUUGAAGAUCCACCUGGCUUGUCUAUUCCUGAUCGCUCGCCAGAACCUACUAAGGAACAGCUAGAUAGUGGCAGAAUAGGAGCAGAUGAAGAAAUUGAUGACUUGAAAGGACGGUCUGCAGAUGAAAUAGAAGAAGUUCAGGCAGAAAAAGAAGCAAAAACUCGUGCCAUUCUUCUGGAAAUGGUGGGAGACUUACCAGAUGCAGAGGUCAAGCCACCAGAAAAUGUGCUGUUUGUUUGUAAACUGAAUCCUGUGACCACAGAUGAAGACCUGGAGAUAAUAUUUUCACGUUUUGGUCCCAUUAAAAGCUGUGAAGUGAUUCGAGACUGGAAGACUGGUGAAUCUCUUUGUUAUGCUUUCAUUGAGUUUGAAAAGGAGGAAGACUGUGAGAAAGCCUACUUCAAAAUGGACAAUGUGCUGAUAGAUGACAGGCGAAUACAUGUGGACUUUAGCCAGUCUGUUGCAAAGAUUAAGUGGAAGGGAAAAGGUGGGCGGUAUACCAAGGACGAUUUCAAAGAGUACGAAAAGGAACGUGACAAACCUUCAAAACUUGCUCUGAAAGAGAAGGUAAAACCAAAGCAUGAUGCCAAGUAUGACCUUGUGCUGGAUGAAGAUACAGAAGAGUCUCAAACAAGUCAGUCACACUUGGCUAAAAAACAAAAGAAGAAAAAGCACCACCACUCCGAAGAUGAAGAGGAUGACAAGAGGACAAAAAAAUCUAAGGAUUCUGAUCGAAAACAUGAAGGAGAACGCUGUAGAGAGAAGAUAAAGAAUGAGAAGAAAGACAGGCAUCGGAGUCGCAGCCGAUCUCAAGAGAGAGACUACACUUACAGCAAACAAAAAGAGAAAUACAGAGAAGACUUCCGAAUAAGAGACUGGGAUAAAAAAGCAGGCAGAAGCAGAAGUCCUAAGAAAUCAAAAGACAAAGAGAGGUCCAAGUACAGAUGAAGGACAAGGAAAAAGAGAGGGGAACUAAAAUAUAUUUUCUUCUAGCAUUUCCAACAUUCUCUCAAAUGGAUAUGCAGUUACUGGAUAAAAGCAGUUGCCUUCUGUUGGCAGCUUAGCCUUACAGUUCUAUGAAUGCCCAGCAUAUGGCUGUCAGAGUAAGCCUCAAUUCCAAAAAGGUGGUUUCAAUAAAGUAUUGCACGUUAGUGAAAUGGUUUGAGUCUCCAAUAAGAAAUGUUGUCUAAAGCUUUUUGGAAACAUAAGCGUGCACUAAAUGAAUUGCCCUUCUCCACUGGGAUGGGAUUUGCAGGACAUACCAUCCUUUCUACAAGGAGGCUGUAUUUACCUUUCAGCACAUUCAGGUGCUGUAGUAAUGAAUGUGAUAGAAGACCUGGGGAGGCAGAAAUGUGCUGUGUACAUUCCUUCCAGAAAGUGAGCGGAUAGCAUUUGCACAUGAAUACUCAAAACUCUUAUUUCCUUCCUUUAAAAUAAAGUGCUUCUGGCUGGCUUAGUCCUCUCAGCUCUUUGCUGACAGCACUGUGCAGCAGCAGUUGAAGGCACUGAUGUGCUGCUUGCCGGGGCCGUGGAAGUGCUGCACCAUACUACAUCAAUUGCACUUAGUUGCUCACUUAUUUACUCAGAUUGCUUGGCUGGCUGGCAUUGCUGGAGUAUGCCUCUCAAAACCGAGCUUCACCUGAUGCUUGGCCCAUUUGUAGUCCCUGUUAAAGAUCUGGCCUCUGCAGUGUCAGGCAGAUUGUUAGGUGGGUAAGAAGGAAGAAAGAAGUCAUUAGCAGAAAAGCAAAAUUUGUAACUUGCAUUGUAUUUGCCAAACCUAGAUGGGAUUAAUUUUCAGGUUUUGUGGCAGAAGUAGGCCGAUUAGUAACUUCAUCUACAGAGGAAUGCAGAUGAUGUUAUUGGAGAUUGGGUCUUAGUGAAAGUAGGUAGGCUCUUGAAUGUCUGGCUUGCUCCUAACCAUUUAAACAGUGUUAUGCAUAGAUUUUAAGAUGGUGUAUGUCCUGCUUGUCCUCUCCAGAGGAGGACAGAUCUUACAUUGUUAGGAAGGGAGAUGAGAGACGGGGAAUAGCGUUUGUCUUUCCUUCUUCAUGGCUCGGAGGCAGUCUGUUUUGAUGAAUAAAUGUAACUUUUUUUUCUUUUG
Tyto alba (common barn owl) is the source of this 2645-nucleotide messenger RNA. RefSeq names its product peptidylprolyl isomerase like 4 (gene PPIL4). The record is from RefSeq and is a predicted model, not a curated record. Bases 50 to 1492 code for a protein of 480 amino acids. Gene Ontology annotation, molecular function: peptidyl-prolyl cis-trans isomerase activity; RNA binding. Gene Ontology annotation, cellular component: nucleus. Gene Ontology annotation, biological process: protein peptidyl-prolyl isomerization. The transcript is spliced from 13 exons. Lineage: Eukaryota; Metazoa; Chordata; Aves; Strigiformes; Tytonidae.